AUGGAGGAACAAACGGUGAAAGAUCUGAAAGCCCUCACCGUGAGAGAUCUGAAAGCCCUCGCCAAGGAGCGGGGUAUCCCCAGGUAUUAUUGGAUGCUAAAAGCCGGACUCGUCGAAGCGCUAACCAACACGCCACCACAAACCCCUCCGGCUAAACUUCUCAAAGGGCUGCCACUACCGCCUCGCAUUAUUCCGUCCAACACAUCGGGGAGGGUUCUGGACGAACCGAUACCUGAGAUUAAUGUCCCCAUUCUCAAACCCUCCCAACCCACGCGAAACUCCCACGUCCGUCCACUCAAGCAUUUUGCGAACAGGGCGGUCGACUCAAUCAAGAGGGAGUUAAACGAGUUUGCGGACUGGAUACAAUCUUAUGUCCCUGAGCCUGUCAAAAAGACUGUAGAUAAACGGGUCAAACGUCUGAAGGAAAAGAUUAAGCGUAUAUCCGGGGGAACAGAAGGUCGCUUCACACCCAAAGAACAACAGACAGCAUUGAAGGGGUAUCUUAAGACCCACGGAAUAGCCGGGCAGGAAGGGUACGACCCCAAGACAUUCAUCGCUAAUAUCAAACCAAAAGUCCUAGAGCUCAUCGGUCAGCAAAAGAAGCCUAUCAAAGUUAAGUUUAUCUUUACUUGUAGGUUUAUCAAAGAGGAUCCAGCUACAGGCCAGAUCGAUGAAGAACUGGGAUAUUUUCAUACAGAAAAGCCCGAAACUGUAACAGAGUCGGCCGAUUUCUCCAGUUUGUUCGAUACGAUGGCAAAUUAUUUACUCGAAUUGGUUGAGCAAUUCCAAAAAAAGGGCUCAGGGUGGCAAUUUGAUCAAGUGGAAUACUUUGACAUCAACAUCGAUCCCCUUGAGCCGCUUUCGGGAAGUUCCUAUAUUCCGCUGCCGUCGAAACUAGUGACCAAGCACGCAGUCAUCAAUGUUAGGAACGAGGACGAUCAUGAAUGUUUCAAGUGGGCAGUAACCUCUGCUGUGUAUCCUAGGGAGAAAGAUCCUCAAAGGCUCAAUAAACAAAUGAUAGAGAACUCUGAGAAAUUCGACUGGUCAGGGAUAGAGUUCCCCGUCUCACUAAAACAGAUUGACAAGUUUGAGAAACAGAACCCGUAUACGGUUAAUGUGUUUGGAUACGAAACCAAAGUAUAUCCAUUGAGAGUCAGCGAGAGGGAUCCAGAUAAUGCAAUCAACUUACUUCUCAUCUCGAAUGAUGAGACGGAUCAUUACUGCUGGAUAAAGAAUAUGAUGAGAUUAGUAUCUACUCAAAUUGAUAAGUUUCAUCAUACUCGGUUUUUAUGCUGUAGAUGCCUGAACUCGUUUCGGUGCAAACAAUCAUUAGAAAAACAUUCUGAAUGCUGCGGCAAUCAUGAAGCGGUUAGAAUAGAGAUGCCUAAGAUAGACAAGGAUGGAAAUCUACCCCACAUUAAAUUCAAAAACUACAACAGAAAAAUGCGUGUCCCCUUUGUUGUCUAUGCCGACUUUGAGAGCUUCACAGAGAAUAUAGACACUUGCUCCCCAGAUGGGAGUAAAAGCUUCACUAAGCAAUACCAGAAGCACAAACCGUCUGGUUUCUGCUAUCUCAUCAAGUGUUUCGACGGAGAUAUAUCCCCAUCCGAGCUUGUACGAUACACAGCUGAAUCUCCAGACGAAGAUAUCCCACAGCUUUUCGUAGAGUCUUUGGAGUCAGACAUUAAGAAAAUUUACGAUAAGUUCAGGUUCCCUAAGAAGGUAAAAAUGACUCCGAAGGACAAAAUCGCCUAUAACGACGCCACUCACUGCCACAUCUGUGAGGGUGAAUUAGGGGAAGACAAGGUUUUGGACCAUUGCCACCUUACAGGGAAGUACAGAGGUGCUGCUCACAACGCAUGCAACUUAGAUCACAAAAUCCCAAAGUUCUUUCCCGUUUUCUUCCACAACCUGUCCGGGUACGACAGUCAUUUGUUUAUCAAGAACCUAGGCGCGUCAGAGGGUAAGAUAAGUUGCAUACCUAAUAACGAGGAAAAGUAUAUUUCUUUCACGAAACAGGUCGUGGUCGGCAGUUUCACGAACAAGAAGGGCAACAAGAUUGAUGUUAAACGUGAUAUCAGAUUUAUCGACAGUUUCAAGUUUAUGUCGGCCAGUCUCGACAGUCUAGUAGGUAAUAUGUCAAGGGAGUGCUUCAAAAACCUGGCGGAGUACUAUGAGGGGGAGGAGCUCCAGCUGUUGUUGAGGAAGGGUGUUUUCCCUUACGACUGGUUCGACGGCUUUAGCAAGCUCGACGCAACACAGCUCCCACAGAGAGAGGCAUUCCACUCCAAACUCAACGACACCGACAUAUCGGAGGAGGAUCACCUGCACGCGCGGAGAGUGUGGGAGGUCUUUGGGAUGGGGACCAUGAGGGAUUACCACAAUCUGUAUCUAGAGUCGGAUGUGUUGCUUUUAGCUGACGUUUUCGAGAACUUUAGAGACGUUUGUCUCAAGAAUUACGAUCUGGACCCCGCUUGGUACUACACAGCGCCAGGGCUGGCUUGGGAUGCAGCGUUGAAGACCACCAAGGUGAGGCUAGAGCUUCUGACGGACUAUGACAUGUUGCUCAUGAUUGAGAAGGGCAUCCGUGGGGGUGUCUCCAUGAUAAGCAACAGACAUGGGGAGGCAAAUAACCCUUACAUGAAGGAGUGGAUGGGUGACCAAGAGCUGUCAGGUUGGAGAGACCGCCCAUGCAUUCUGGAGGUUGACUUGGAGUACCCCCACCACCUGCAUGACUUGCACAACGAUUACCCACUAGCCCCAGAGUCUAUCGGGCUAGGCAAGGUGGACAAGUUGGUCCCCAACCUCAACGACAAGACAAAGUACGUUAUCCACCAUGAGACUCUGAGACUUUAUGUGAGUUUUGGGCUAAAAGUCACCAAGAUUCACAGGGGUGUCACUUUUGAGGAGUCUGCGUGGCUGGAGCCCUACAUUGACUUGAACACCGAUCUGAGAGCCAAGGCGACUAAUGAUUUCGAGAAGGACUUCUUCAAGUUGAUGAACAACUCCGUCUUUGGGAAAACCAUGGAGAACAUUAGGAACAGGGUGGACAUUCGCUUGGUGACGGACGAGAAGCAGGCCAAGAAGCUCAUAUCAAAGCCGAACUAUCAACAUCGCACCAUCUUUUGCGAGAAUCUUGUCGCCAUUCACAUGAAGAAGACAAAGUUAACCUUCAACAAACCCGUUUACUUAGGCAUGUCCAUCCUGGAUAUAAGCAAGACGCUCAUGUAUGAUUUCCAUUACAACUUUGUCAAACCCAAGUACGGUGAUGCGGCUAAACUCUUAUUUACCGAUACGGACAGCCUGAUGUAUGAGAUCAAGACGAAAGACUUUUACAAGGACAUCAGCGGGGAUGUGAGGUCCAUGUUUGACACCAGCAACUUUCCGAAGGGUCACCCAUCCGGUAUUGAGGUGGGUGUGAACAAGAAAGUCAUCGGAAUGUUUAAAGAUGAGGCUGGGGGCCAGCAAAUUACAGAAUUUGUAGGACUGAGAGCCAAACUUUACUCAUACAAGAUGGAUGAAGGUAAAGAAGAGAAGAAAUGCAAGGGCGUCAAGAGAGCAGUCGUCAAGAAGAGCAUCGGUUUCGAUAACUACAAGGAUUGCCUAUUUGAUAAGAAACCUCAGAUGAUACUUAUGAAUGUCAUCAGAAGUCAUAAGCAUGAUGUUUACACUGAAACGGUGAACAAGGUCGCUCUAUCUCAUGAGGAUGACAAGCGAAUCAUCUGUGACGAUGGCAUCCACACCUUCGCUCACGGUCAUUUCAAAACUGCGGCUGGUGGUAGCUCAGUAUCUUCAGGAACGACUUGA
Nematostella vectensis (starlet sea anemone) is the source of this 3807-nucleotide messenger RNA. RefSeq lists its product as uncharacterized. The transcript has 2 exons. The coding region runs from base 1 to 3807 and encodes 1268 amino acids. Gene Ontology annotation, molecular function: nucleic acid binding. NCBI's taxonomy places the organism in Eukaryota, Metazoa, Cnidaria, Anthozoa, Actiniaria, Edwardsiidae. The record is from RefSeq and is a predicted model, not a curated record.